This is a messenger RNA of Cydia fagiglandana, 7235 nucleotides long. It is a transcript of the gene Ranbp16, whose product is annotated as exportin-7-B. The transcript has 25 exons. Gene Ontology annotation, biological process: protein export from nucleus. The record is from RefSeq and is a predicted model, not a curated record. Gene Ontology annotation, molecular function: small GTPase binding; nuclear export signal receptor activity. Gene Ontology annotation, cellular component: cytoplasm; nuclear pore. NCBI's taxonomy places the organism in Eukaryota, Metazoa, Arthropoda, Insecta, Lepidoptera, Tortricidae.
AAUAACAAAGAUGGCCGAAGAACAGGAGGUGAUACAGAUAGAGUUGCUGUGCAAGCAACUUUACGAGUCUCAGGACCCGGAGGUGCGGGACCGGGCUGAGAAGGCCGUCGUCGCUUUUCAGGAGUCCCCGGACACCCUUAGCAAAUGCCAGGCGCUCCUGGAGCGCGCGGACUCCGCGUACUCCCAGCUGCUGGCCGCCACGACCCUCGCCAAGCUCAUCAGCAGGUGAGACCGUAACCAGAAGUCCACAACGAGUUUAACGGUGCAGCAGCGGCUGGACAUCCGCAACUAUGCGUUGAACUACCUCGCCACGCGCCCCAAGCUCGCGAACUUCGUUGUUCAGGCGUUGGUGGCGCUGUUCGCGCGCAUCACCAAGCUGGGCUGGUUCGACAUGGUCAAGGAGGAAUUCGUGUUUCACAACGUCAUGGGAGACGUCGGGACCUUCUUACAGGGUCCAGCAGAGAUGUGCACAAUAGGAGUGCAGUUACUAUCGCAGCUGGUUCUAGAGAUGAAUCAAGUGUCGGAAGCUGACGCCAACCGCUCGCUGGCCAAACACAGGAAGAUCGCUUCUUCAUUUAGAGACACACAACUGUUCGAGAUGUUCCGCCUGUCCUGCUCGCUCCUCUCCGGCGCGAGAGGGAAGGCACUAGACCCGCUAGACGCCAGCCAGCACGCUUUGAUAGCGAGUUUACUCCGGCUUGCCCACAACUGUCUCACGUACGAUUUCAUCGGCACGGCCGUCGACGAGUGCUCUGACGAUCUGUGCACCGUUCAGAUCCCGACGUCGUGGCGCGGGUCGUUCCUGGGCGGCGGCACGCUGGAGCUGUUCUUCUCGCUGCAGGCGGCGCUGGGCGGCGGCGGGCUGGCGGGGCUGGCGCUGGCGUGCCUGGUGCAGCUGGCCUCCGUGCGCCGCUCGCUCUUCGGCAACAACGAGCGCGCCAAGUUCCUCAACCGGCUCGCGCACGGCGUGCUCACCAUACUCGAGAACACGCAGGGCCUCUCGGACCCGUCAAACUACCACGAGUUCUGCCGGCUGCUGGCGCGGCUCAAGUCCAACUACCAACUCGGCGAGCUGGUCAUGGUCGACAACUACCCGCGUCUCAUAGAACUCAUAGCCAAGUUCACAGUUCAGAGCUUACAAAUGUGGCAAUUCGCCCCCAACUCGGUGCACUACCUCCUAUCGCUGUGGCAGCGUAUGGUGGCGUCCGUACCCUACGUCAAGGCCACGGAGCCCCAUCUACUGGAGACAUACGCCCCAGGCGUCACCGCCGCGUACAUAGAGUCCAGACUCAACUCUGUGGCGGUCGUCGUCAGGGACGGCCUAGAAGACCCCCUCGACGAGGUCGGCUGCGUACAGCAACAGUUAGAACAGCUGUCGGUGAUCGGGCGCUGCGAGUAUGGCAAGACGUGUCAACUACUGGUCUCGCACUUCGACCGCGCGGCCGCCGCGUACAGCGUCGAAGGGAACGCGCACCAACUCACAGUGCUCAGAGGUCAACUCACCUGGUUGGUGUAUAUGAUCGGCGCUUGCAUCGGCGGCCGCGCGUCCGUCAACAUCUGCGAUGAAAACGACGCCAUGGACGGGGAACUCGUCUGUCGGGUCCUGCAGCUCAUGGACCUCACCGACUCGAGGCUCGCCACAGGCGGCUGCGAGAAACUGGAGCUGGCCAUGAUGUCUUUCUUCGAGCAGUUCAGGAAAAUAUACGUCGGCGACCAGGUGCAGAAAAACAGCAAGGUGUACCGGCGGUUGUCGGAGGUGCUGGGGCUCAACGACGAGAGCCGGUUGCUGAGCGUGCUCAUGAGGAAAAUCAUCACCAACCUGAAGUACUGGGGCGGCUCGGAGCAGAUCAUCGCGAAGACCCUCGGGCUGCUGAGCGACCUCAGCGGCGGGUACUCCUGCGUGCGGAAGCUGGUCAAGCUCGAGGAGGUGCAGUUCAUGCUCACGCAUCACACGGCAGAGCAUUUCCCAUUCCUGGGUAUAACCGGAGUGGGCACCACCGAGAUGCGAUGUCGCACCAUGCUGUACACGGCGCUGGGGCGACUCCUCAUGGUGGAGCUAGGAGAGGACGAGGAGCGCUUCCACGCCUUCAUGAUGCCGCUCACAGCCGCCUUCGAGAGCCUAGUCAGCCUGCUAGGGCCGCCGGAGAGCCCGCUGUUUUCAUCAGAAGACGCCAAAAAGACGCUGAUCGGUCUAGCGCGGGACCUCAGAGGUCUGGCAUUCGCCUUCAACACCAAGACCACAUACAUGAUGCUGUUCGAUUGGAUCUAUCCCAUAUACAUGAAGGUGCUUCUCCGCGGCAUCGAGACCUGGUACUCGGAGCCCGCGCUGACCACUCCGGUCCUCAAGCUGACGGCCGAGUUGGCGCAGAACCGCAACCAGCGCCUGCACUUCGACGUGUCGUCUCCCAACGGGAUCCUGCUCUUUAGAGAGCUCUCUAACAUCAUAUGUGCCUAUGGCAGCCGGAUACUGACGAUAGACGUGAGCAAGAAGCAAAUGUACGCGAUGAAGCUGAAAGGCAUCUCGCUCUGCUUCUGCAUACUCAAGGCCGCGCUGUGUGGGAACUAUGCCAACUUCGGCGUAUUCAGGUUAUACGGCGAUGAAUCGUUGGACAACGCGCUCAACAUGUUUGUCAAGUUACUAUUAAGUAUACCUCAAAGCGAUCUCUUAGAUUAUCCAAAGCUGUCACAAACGUACUACGUGCUCCUGGAGCGGCUAGCACAGGACCACAUGGCGUUCCUGGCGUCCCUGCAGCCCGAGGCCACCCUGUAUGUGCUGUCAUCCAUCUCCGAGGGACUCACAGCAUUAGACACGAGUGUGUGCACGGGAUGCUGCGCGACGCUGGACCACAUAGUCACAUAUCUAUUUAAGCAAUUAGUACAGAAAUCAAGCAACAAAAUCCCUCACGGGCGGCAACCGGAGACGAGUAACAUGUUCAUACAAGUCCUGCAGCAGCGGCCGGAGAUCAUGCAGCAGCUUCUGGCCACGGUCCUAAACGUGAUAAUGUUCGAAGACUGCUGCAACCAGUGGUCCAUGUCGCGGCCGCUCCUCGGCCUCAUCCUCCUCAACGAGGAGCAGUUCAGCCGCAUCCGAGCCGAGAUGAUCGCCCAGCAACCAAGAGACAAGCAACCACAGCUAGCGCAGUGGUUCAGCGGACUCAUGCAGGGGAUCGAACCCAACCUGCUCACCAAGAAUAGGGACAAAUUCACGCAGAACCUGUCGAUGUUCCGGCGAGACAUCAACGAGCUGCUGAAGGGCGCCGUCAGCGGAGCCGCCUGCAACGACAUGAUGACGUCAUAGGUCACUACACACACACACACACACACACACACACACACGCACACACACACACACACACACACACAGGACACUUGUACGCAACUCACACGUGUAAGAGUGCAGUGAGUGAACUAAAGGCGCCUUAGGUGCAAUAGGUCCAAGGUUCAAAUACAAGAUAGGUACUGUCAACCGUGUUGAAUGGGGAUGACUGGAUUGAUAUCACUUAAAAAUAAAAAAAAAUAUACACAAUUAAGACAUUUCGUCGGGUGACAAGCAAAAGUCACUAACUCUUCUUCCUGGCGUUAUCCCGGCAUUUUGCCACGGCUCAUGGGAGCCUGGGAUCCGCUUGACAACUAAUCCCAUGAUUUGACAAAAGCAAAAGCAUGAUUUGAGCAAAAGUCACUAACUAACACCAUUGAAAUUAUUGUACAAUAAACCGUGCUACAAGUGCAAUAAAGUGCAUUGUUACUUUAUUUUUUUGAUAGUAUAUAGUGACUUUUGCUUGUCAACCGACGAUUUAAAAAAUAUACACAAAACUAUAUAAUUCGAUUGAAAAUAAUAGUAUAUUUUGUUUGACACAAUUUGUGUAGGUUAUUAUUAAGAAAUUGACCGUAGUUCUGUAGAAAGCGACCAACUUUAUUUUUGUCAAAGUGACUUACACCCUAACUCAGUGGCUUUGGUCGCUUUCUGCAUUGAUAAAAAAAUUGAGUUGGUUGUUUUCUGCAUAACUACGGUCAAUUGUCAGACAAAUCAAAUUUAAGGUUUUGUCCCUAUUCACCCCGGUUGACAGUCCCAGUUUUCCUAGUUCAUUUUUUUUAGCAUUAGAAAUAAGGUAAACAAUCUUGAUGUGUCUUUUAAUUGAAAACCACAUUUAAAAAAUUAAAAGACGUGUCAAGAUCGCUUACCUUCUUGCAAAUUCUUUCUAAUGCUAAAAAAACGAACUAUACUUACAAAAACGUUUUUAACAUUGCCUCGCAAGGUACAAGUAAUAGGUUUUACUACAGUGAAACAUGAGCAAAUGACGUUUUUUUUUAUAACCAACACAUUGAACUAUUAUUACUAUAGUUCCUUUUUUUAGCAUUAAAAAGAAGAUAAAAAAUCUUGACGUGUCUUUUUAUUAAAAAAAUAUUGAAAAACGCUUUAAAAAAUUAGUUUAUAUUACUUACGAAAGCAAAAGAAUGUAAAAGAUUGUAUAUGAUUUAUAAUUCUAACAUGUUUGCUGUGACUUAUUUUUCAAUGGUGAUUUUUAAUAAAAAGACAUGGCUAAAUCGCUUACCUUCUUUCUAAUGCUAAAAACUCGAACUAUAGUAAUAAUAGCAGGCGUGUCUCACUCCACGAUUCCGUCGCUUUGCUACAGGUAGCUAAAAGUACAUCCGUUCCACCCCAAAUUUGGGGUUUGCCAUAAGCCGCGCGUGGCGCUGUCGCCACCUAGCGGCCAUAUCUGUGCUGAUCGUAACAUACGCGUUUUGUUAGAGAGUGAGUCUUCUGUACCUAGUAAUAUUAUUUAUUCUGUGAUAAUAGUUCAAUAUGUUGUAAAUAAAAAAAUCGCAUUUGCUCAUGUUUCACUGUAUCGUCACUUGCGAGUUGUUUUCCUUGUAUCACAAAUAUCACAAUAAAAUAUUUUCAGUGUAUCGUUAUACUUAAAUCUGUAAAACACCGUAGUAAUAGACCGUACCAUUGUAAUAGACGUUUUAGUACACUCGACAUCAGAUAAAUCGGAGCGGAGCACCUUCGUGCUCAAAUAUAUCUGAACAUGCACUUAAAAAUUUCGAUAGUAGAGGCUUUGUUCAGAUAGUUGUGAAUACGUUGGCCGUGACGAUAUAUCUGAUGGCGUCUGUAUCUGUACACUAAUUGUGUGCUAUGUGCGGGUGGUGUAGAGCAUUUAAAACGGGUCAUUUUCUAUUAGAAUUCCCUUAUAAAGUCACCCGUUUUAAUAGCUUCAUUGAGGAGUGGUUAGAUUUCGUCGUCGUGUCGAAAUGUAAUGGACUUUAUUUUAUAUCGAUGUAUGUAUUUCAUUCGAGUGUUAGUGAGAAGCGAAUUGAUUAUGAUCGUAUUGUGAGCAUUAAUAAAUUUAAAUGGUUUAUGGUCAAUUUACAGAUUUUUAAGCAGAUUUUGACCAAUAGCUGAAUUGAGUACAGUUUUUCUAGCAUGGAAAUCAAAUCAGUUUCAAAUCAAAUGGGGUAAAUUUUAUCCCGUUUUAUGAAAUUACAUCUUAAAUGUAGUUAAAUUUGAAAUGUUGGAAACGGUUAACUGUACGUUUCAAUCAUUUUGUUGCUAAAAAUUCAGGAAUUAAUAUCACUGAUAAAGUUUUUUUUUUAACUAUGAGGUACAUUGUCUACGGUGGUUAUCUUCAUAGUUAAAAAAAACUAGACUAUUCAUGACUUAAGUCUAAUGUUUUAUGUUUUACAAUUAGUAACGGACUUUGGACAAUUUUGUAACAACCUCCUGAAAGUUUUUUCAAAGCUAAGUGCAUGCUAGUGAUCCAAAAGACUCGAGGCUCUUAGCUCUUUUUUUAGGGCUCGCCUCAUCUCUUGACGCCUAAAAUAUUUUACUAAUUAAAUAGGAAUAGGCUUUUAGCCUUUUAGGCGUCAAGAGAUGAGGCGAGCACUAAAAAAGCACAAAAAAAAAAACGGUCACCCAUCCAAGUACUGACCACUCCCGACGUUGCUUAACUUUGGUCAAAAAUCACGUUUGUUGUAUGGGAGCCCCAUUUAAAUCUUUAUUUUAUUCUAUUUUUAGUAUUUGUUGUUAUAGCGGCAACAGAAAUACAUCAUCUGUGAAAAUGUCAACUGUCUAGCUAUCACGGUUCGUGAGAUACAGCCUGGUGACAGACGGACGGACGGACGGACAGCGAAGUCUUAGUAAUAGGGUCCCGUUUUACCCUUUGGGUACGGAACCCUAAAAAAGAGCUAAAAGGCUCGAGUCUUUGGAUACUUUGAGUAAAUAGCAUUUCUUGUCUGAAGUGAACAGGAGAGACCGUUUUUUUUAACUGAGCAUUGUUCGUAGAAGCAAUUUUUAACUUUUCUAUUUUUAUUUAUGUCCACGAAACAGUAUUAUACCAUUACAUGUUUGAAAUAUAAAUAUAUUAAGGCGGUGGCCUAGCGGUAAGAUCGUGCCGCUUUCAAUCCGGUCGGGGGUUCAAACCCCGGCUUGUACCAAUGAAUUUUUCGGGACUUGUGUACGAAAUAUGGUUUGAUAUUUACCAGUUGCUUUUCGGUGAAGGAAUACAUCGUGAGGAAACCGGACUCAUCUUUAUAAGGCCUAGUUUCCCCUCUGGGUUAGGUCAGAUGGCAGUCGAUUUCGUAAAAACUAGUGCCUACGCCAAUUCUUGGGAUUAGUUGUCCAGCGGACGCCAGGCUCGCAUGAGCUGUGGCGUGGCAAAAUGCCGGGAUAACGCGAGGAAGAAGAAAUAUAAAAAUAUAACUUGUUAAUUUCAACACAGUGAUGAUUCGUCUUGAUAUCACUUCAUCUAGCCUCGCUGGAAUGCGUUUUUUUAAGGGGUAUUGGGGUAAAUUCCAAAAUCAUUAAAUUUUAUCAACCAAUCACUCUAAAUUAUAUAGUCUGGCAACCAAAGCGUCUUGGUAAUGGUGCCCCUAUACUGAUAGUUACAUAACUUUAUAUAACAUUGUGUGACGGACUAUCAAUACUAUCACACUGUCCUUGUCACACGAUGUUAAAUAACUGCCAUAAAAUAAUUAUAGGGGCACCAUAAAAUAAUACUUUAAAAUUCUCCUAUUCCGUACUACAUUAUAGAAAAGUUAAAAAUUGCAUCGCAUAAUUGUUUUCCAUCGUAUUUUCUCGGAAACGUUCGUAUUUGUCAUGCUACUUCAGCCGACCUCAGUACUUUUUGUACCGAGACUGACUGAAAUAGCAAGACACGUUCGUAAGUUUCCGUGACGAUGGAAAAUAAUUAUGCACUACAUCAGUAAGGGCUUGUGCACAAAUCACGCGAGGUUCG